Tachyglossus aculeatus (Australian echidna) is the source of this 1377-nucleotide messenger RNA. It is a transcript of the gene TM6SF1, whose product is annotated as transmembrane 6 superfamily member 1. The transcript has 10 exons. The record is from RefSeq and is a predicted model, not a curated record. Bases 1 to 1116 code for a protein of 371 amino acids. Gene Ontology annotation, cellular component: lysosomal membrane. Lineage: Eukaryota; Metazoa; Chordata; Mammalia; Monotremata; Tachyglossidae.
AUGAGCGCGUCUGCGGCCACCGGGGUGUUCGUGCUGUCCCUGGCCGCCAUCCCGGUCACCUACCUGCUCAACCAGCUGGCCGCCCACAACAACAGCCCCUGGACGAUUGUAGCUGUCGGAAUUCUGGUUCUGCUUUUGGUGGCCCUGUUGGCUCGCCUCCUCGUCAAAAGGAAGCCCCCCAGAGACCCCCUGUUUUAUGUUUAUGCAGUGUUUGCAUUCACCAGUGUCGUGAACCUCAUCAUAGGACUUGAACAGGAUGGGAUUAUUGACGGAUUCAUGGCAUAUUAUCUGAGAGAGGGGGAGCCGUAUUUGAACACCGCGUAUGGGCAUGUGAUCUGCUACUGGGAUGGUUCGGCUCACUACCUGAUGUACCUCGUGAUGGUGGCAGCCAUAGCCUGGGAGGAAAAUUACCGAACCGUUGGCCUGUAUUGGGUGGGAUCAGUUCUCAUGAGCAUCAUUGUUUUCCUCCCAGGGAACAUUGUAGGAAAGUACGGAACGAGAAUCUGUCCGGCUUUUUUCUUAAGUCUCCCAUACGUGUGUCUCCCGGUGUGGGCUGGUUUCCGAAUCUACCAUCAGCCCUCGGAGAAUUGCAGCGCUCCGGCAAAGGUGAUUGAGGAUGUCCAGAAGAAAGGAUUGCUGCGGAGACCAUGUGAUCUACUCCUGGUUGUGUACCUGAUCUUUGCUACUGGAUUUUGUAUUUUCCGGGGUUUGAUCGCCCUGGAUUGUCCCACGGAGCUGUGCCAGCUGUACCUCCAGACCCAGGAGCCCUACCUGAAGGACCCCGCCGCCUACCCCAAGCUGCAGAUGCUGGCCUACCUGUUCUAUUCGGUGCCGUGGGGCGUGGCGGCCACGUACGGGCUGAUGGUCCCCGGCUGCUGGUGGAUGCGGGAUCUGACGGUCGUCCACGCCGGAGGGCUCGCUCAGGCGCAGUUCUCCCACAUCGGGGCUUCUCUUCACGCCCGGACGCCGUACAUCUAUCGCGUGCCCGAGGAGGCGAAAAUCUGCUUCCUGGGACUAAACCUAGUGUACGGGAUCCUCCCUCAGCUGCUGGCCUACCGGUGCAUCUACAACCCGGAAUUCUUCACCAGAGCCAGGGCACAGGAGAAGAACGAAUGACGAGACGACGAGGUUCGGGCUCUGGGUUGGCGAGGUCGCUGGCUCUUGCUCAGAUCUGACUCCGCUGCCGGGAGAAAGGGCCCGAAGGUGAUAAGGUGGCGGCUCGAGCCUAUUCGAACCGCGAACGGGGGAAACCGGGCUAUCGAAAGUCUGUCUAAAGGGAAUACUGAGUUGCGUAGAAACAGAGUUGGAUUCUGUUGUACUGGUUAGCAAAUUCGCUCUCGGAAAUUAUUUUCAAUAAACUUUUGAUAUGCUACGACA